AUUCAAUAAUGGAAAUGCUUGACAAUUCAGUUUAGCACGGUCCCCAAAAUUUCCCUCCAACUCAAAGUGAAACCCUUGCAUAAGAUGAGAAAUUUGUGUUCCCAUUUCCAAAACCCUUAAACCCAUCUUCUUCCUACCCGCCAUUUGUAGGAUGAAGUCCAUCCUCAACCCAAGGUUUUCAGUUUUAACUCCCAAAUUUGAUCUGUUUUCGGUCCCUUCUCAAUCCUCAACUUCAUUCUCUUUCCUCAACAAUCCACUUCGAAUCCCCAAUCAUCUGCGCCUCAACCCAACGUCCUUUUUGUUCAAUAAUUUAAUUUGCACAGCUCAAAAUCAAAGCUUGCAAACGGAUCCCUCUCCACCUCCUUCCGGCGAGAUUCAUGUCAUAGUGGGUCCCAUGUUCGCCGGCAAAACCACCUCACUCCUUCGUCGGAUUCAAUCGGAAACCGCCAACGGCAGAAAUGUGGCAAUAAUUAAAUCAAGCAAGGAUACAAGAUAUGGACUAGAUUCAAUUGUUACACAUGAUGGUGCAAAAUUACCAUGUUGGGCACUGACAAAUUUGUCAUCAUUCAAGCAGAAGUUUGGAGUUGAUGCUUAUGAGCAGCUGGAUGUGAUUGGUAUUGAUGAAGCUCAAUUCUUUGAAGACCUUUAUGAAUUCUGUCGUGAAGCUGCUGAUCACGAUGGAAAAACAGUAAUAGUUGCAGGACUAGAUGGUAACUAUUUGAGGAGGAGCUUUGGUUCUGUCCUUGAUAUAAUUCCCCUUGCUGAUUCUGUAACCAAGUUAACUGCUAGAUGUGAAAUCUGUGGGAAGCAUGCUCUCUUUACCCUGAGGAAGACACAAGAGAUAAAGAUUGAGUUAAUUGGUGGAGAGGAUGUUUACAUGCCAGUGUGUCGACAGCACUAUGUCAAUGGACAGGUAGCCAUCGAAGCAGCAAGACUUGUCCUUGAAUCUCAAAAGGUUGAAUGUGGCUCCCAUACAUGAAUAGGUCCACAUUCUUAGCGGUUGCAUGCCUGCUUAGUGUUCAAUCAUGGUUGUGCCAUAUCUACAUAUUACAAAGAACUGUCAAGUGGGAUCUUUUUUCAAUUAAGCUUGUCAAUAUAGUUUCAAUGCUUAAUUCUAAAUGAAAAUCUAGUAUUGAACUUGCUUCAUCUUAUGGACGUGGACUUCAAACAGAUAAGAGAGGUGGACCGGGGACUAUAUACCGUCCUUCUUUACCAUUAUAAUUUGAAGCCAAAACAAUUGAUGUAAAUUGUGUUUAGAUUUGAGGUUGGUGCAGCUCCGAACUAUAUAUACGGGAUUAAUCAAUCUGAAUAUACUAAUUUACGUACUGUAGGUUUAUGUAACAAUAUGAUAAUUUUCAAAACAGUUUAGUAAUGUUUAUCAAUGACCUUUGCAAUAUUAAUCCUGUUCAAAUUAAUUCAUGAGGUACCACUGUUAAAAACGGCCCGUUAAUUCAUUAGUCAUCAGUGAUACAGCAUGCUCUGCCACUCUAUUGCCAUUGCCAACCUAAAGUCUCCAAUCUUAAUGUGUCCAACCUUGCCAUCUAUGACAAUGUUGCAGCAUUUGUUGUUCCUAUGGAUUUUGCAGGGUUCAGCAUAUCAUGGUACUCCAAAUUCCAAGCCCUCAGUAUUUGCCUGGACUACUAUAUGGCUUUUUUGGAAACACGAUGGUACUUUUUCGGAGUGUGUAGCAUCAGAGAUUUGCAUGAGUACAAACUUCAAUGAUGCAGUUCCAAGUCCUCUGAAUCAGUCCUUGCAUGGAUGAAGGCAAAGAUAUGUUGCUUCUUUAGACAUUCAGAAACAACCACAAAUCUCAGUAAAAGCAACAUUAAGACAAGCAAGAAUUUAAUCAUAUUAAAGUAAAGUGUUGUACUUCGUCAAAAAUAGUUUGUUUUCUUCUUCAGGGAAUAUAGCACAUUAGGCUCAGCACUGUUACAGCAUAAUUCUUAGUCCUUUCAGUUUCAGUGUCUUCU
Molecule: messenger RNA, 1970 nt
Organism: Abrus precatorius (Indian licorice)
Lineage: Eukaryota; Viridiplantae; Streptophyta; Magnoliopsida; Fabales; Fabaceae
Product: thymidine kinase a-like
Exons: 4
Coding region: 152-979 (275 amino acids)
Biological process (GO): thymidine metabolic process
Molecular function (GO): thymidine kinase activity; ATP binding
Source: RefSeq, a predicted model, not a curated record